Molecule: messenger RNA, 2099 nt
Organism: Owenia fusiformis
Lineage: Eukaryota; Metazoa; Annelida; Polychaeta; Sabellida; Oweniidae
Source: the annotation of a GenBank genome assembly
GAUGAUCACUUUGCAAUUCCUUCAUGUCCUAUAUUGAGCAAAACAGAAGGUAUAUAUAACACAAGCCAGUUAUGUUUUGCAAAAGCUUGUGAACUAGGAGGAAAUGUUAUACAACACCGACCAUGGACGGCGGGUCAUCAUUGCGGAAUUUACAAUUGUAGUUCCAAUGUGGACGGGACUGACUGGGACUUCAAAUGGACUCACGAUGAGAGCAUUUAUCCGCAGAUUUAUGCAAAGCCACAUCCUUAUUCCCAAAGGUGUCACAGUUCUUAUUUCAUGAGAAGAACAUGGCGAAUCGGUAUGACAUCAGUUGCCUCUCAGUGUCUCCCUAUCGCUACAAGACCUGUUGCUAAUUUGAGUGAAUGUAUGCAUGCUGCUUGUCAUGACAAGGCAAACGUGUUCAACUUUUACCCCAAUGAAGCACCACAUAGAUGUGAAACUAAGCACUGCAAAUGGAAUGUCAAUGCCAAUGAUUAUGAUUUCAAAUUCAGCAAUGUAGAAAACAGUGUGGUAUUGGUUUAUAGUUUAUCCCACUUAGCCACACAUUGCAACAGUACUCAGUUUAAAAGUGAACCAAUACAACUAUAUCCUAAGUGUAGAAGAGCAUCUGUCUGUGGACAGGGUAAUGUGGAAGAGUUCUGCAAAGGUGGCUCAAAUGUCAUCUCACAUCAUCCCAAAACUAACGAUUCUUUUGAUGCAUGGACAUGUUCCAGUAACCAUGAGGGAACAGAGUGGCAAUUACAUUAUAAAGAUAAUGACACAUGUUACAUUUCAGUAGAAUAUACAGAGUGGCUAAUUCUACCAUAUCCAGGAACUCCAGUCUGCCAUUCUUCCAUAUAUGCGAUAAAAAGACUCAGCAAUAGAUGUCGCAUGUCAACAUGCAUGAAGUCAAUUAUGAUCCACCAGGCAAGGGACUUGAGGCAAUGUAUGGUAUAUGCCUGUGAAUAUGAGGCUAAUGUCAUCAAUUACUACAGUAACAGUUCUGAAAACUCUGUGAUUUGUGAUCUUCGAUUUUGUAAUUCAUUUCAAGAUGGUGAAUAUGAGUUACAGUUGGAGCGAAGUUCACCUGGAUAUGAUAUUUAUGCCCUUGUUGUCCAGCCUGGAACUACAACAGAAACUGUCGUGGUUGAUGGAUCUACUCGUACUUGCAAUUAUGAUGCAGAAACUACAAAAUUGAGAACAACUGCUAUCAUUCUUGGGUCUGUUCUGUUCGUUGCAAUAAGUGUGAUAGUUGUUCUAUCAGUUAUGUACAGGAAGCAGCAAUUGCAGGUGUUGCAACAUGGAAAGGGAACCACUAUCUCACACAAUGCGGUAACUGAUAACAUUACAAUUGAAAAUACUGCCAACAUGUAUGAAGACAUACAUGACAGAACAGAUGCAAACAACACAAGAGACUCAGGAUAUGAAUGUAUUCAGAACCAACUACAAAAAUCAAAUACUGAAAUCUGUAAUGGUCCCUAUGAAGUCCCUAGCCCUAACAAACUCCAAAACUAAGGGAGUCUAAUGUGUAAAUGUAGAAAACAUUAAGUGGGGAAUUUCUGGUCAUUUAAAGGGCAAUUUAUAGGAAAAAUUUAGUUUCCAUAUUGCACAUUUCUAGCAGUUGUCAUCAUGGCAGAGUUCCGUCCACAUGUGUGUGACAGUUAUGUACAAAGAUAUAUAGAUAGGAUUCAUACAGUGGCUUAUAGGGAGGCUAGAGACUCUGGUGCGACCUUUAUCACUAAAAAUGGGUAGCAGACAAGGGGAACAGAUCACCAAACUGAGUCCAAAAAUGACCAGAAAUUUCGCUCUAAAUGACCCCAUACACACAUACUUUGAUACAUUGUAUCUUUUUUCAGGGACACCCCUGGAUUCUGAACUUUGCAAUCUUAUGUAACUUCCCAUAAAGAACAAAAUGAUAUAAAAUAACAUGAUAGGGUAGUAAUGCCAUAUGUAUGAGUUUAUGGGGGUGUAUACAUAUGAAAAACCCUGUAUAAUCACUGCUACCCACCUAAUUACACAGCUGAUCGUCGGUGUAUCAUGGCGGAACUUCCUCCGGGACUAGGUUUCGGCUUUACACCUACUUAUAAGUCACGUUGUGGAUAAUAAUUUGGCUCGAAGUU